This is a messenger RNA of Fusarium coffeatum, 288 nucleotides long. RefSeq lists its product as uncharacterized. Bases 1 to 288 code for a protein of 95 amino acids. NCBI's taxonomy places the organism in Eukaryota, Fungi, Ascomycota, Sordariomycetes, Hypocreales, Nectriaceae. The transcript is spliced from 3 exons. The record is from RefSeq and is a predicted model, not a curated record.
AUGGCGAACUCAACUAUCAGCCAGAUUCUUCCUCUCAUUAUCGUCUUCGCCCUUCUCGGCGUGGGCGGCUGGGUAGGCUACCAAGUCUACAUCAGCGUCGCCAAGAUGUCCGACGUCGCCUCCGAGCGCAUGGGCAAGAAGAACGUGGUUUUUACAAAGGACGGAGUCAAGGUUGGCGUCAAGCAGGUCAAGACCGAGAAUUAUGUCGACGCGACACAGAGCUGGUUCGUCAAGGCAUGGAAUCUGGGCACAGCUCAAGAUGGUAGCCAAACCAAGAAACGAAAGUAG